Messenger RNA from Sinocyclocheilus rhinocerous, 1179 nucleotides. RefSeq names its product acidic mammalian chitinase-like. Gene Ontology annotation, molecular function: hydrolase activity, hydrolyzing O-glycosyl compounds; chitin binding. The record is from RefSeq and is a predicted model, not a curated record. NCBI's taxonomy places the organism in Eukaryota, Metazoa, Chordata, Actinopteri, Cypriniformes, Cyprinidae. Bases 7 to 1179 code for a protein of 390 amino acids. Gene Ontology annotation, cellular component: extracellular region. Gene Ontology annotation, biological process: carbohydrate metabolic process. The transcript is spliced from 11 exons.
AACAAAAUGAACAGGGGAAUAACACAUUUAACAGGCCUGAACUUGCUCUUUCAGUUCGUAACCUGUUCAAGACUGGUGUGUUACUUCACAAACUGGUCUCAGUACAGAGCAGGAACUGCUAAGUACCUUCCUGAGAAUGUGGACCCAAACUUGUGUACUCAUUUGAUCUAUGCAUUUGCCAUUGUAAACUAUGCCAGUAACAUAGCAGGCAGUGAGUGGAAUGAUGUGGCCCUUUACUCGACCUUCAAUGCACUUAAGAACCGAAAUCCUCACCUAAUAACCUUGUUGUCCGUCAGAGACCAGGACUCGAACCAAUUCUCCAUUAUGCUGUCCAACUGGACAAACCGUCAGACUUUCAUCAAGUCUUCUAUAGAAUUUCUGAGGAAGUAUAACUUUGAUGGGCUGGAUUUGGACUGGGAAUACAAAGGCACUUCAGAGACGCAUUCAGAAGAAAAACUGAAAUUCACUCUACUUUGCAAGGAACUUCUGGAGGCAUUUCUAGCUGAAGGCCAGUCAAACAAAGAUGCCAGACUGAUUCUAACAGCAACUGUUUCAGCACAGAAAGAAGUUAUAGAAAGGAGCUACAAUAUUCCAGAGAUCUCAAAGUACUUGGACCUUAUUAGUGUCAAGACAUUUGAUUUUCAUACGUUUAACGAUGGCAUUGCAAGACAUCACAGCCCUUUGUACAGUGGCAUCCAAGACGAAGAGGAUAUCAACUCAAACACCGAUUCUGCACUAAAAUACUGGAGAUUCAAGGGAGCUCCUCCCGAGAAGUUGUUGAUGGGCUUUGCCACGUAUGGACGUUCCUUCAUCCUCACCUCCUCUCAGAGUGGAGUUGGAGCCCCAGCCAAUAACUUGGCUUCUCCUGGACCUUAUACACAAGAGAUGGGCCUGUGGUCUUACUUUGAAAUAUGCCUUUUCCUAAACGGCGGGGUAGUACAGUGGAUAGAAGACCAGAAAGUUCCUUUUUCUAUUAAAGGAGGUGAUUGGGUGGGCUUUGACAAUCUGAGGAGCUUUGAAAUUAAGAUAAAAUACUUACAGGAACAUGGCUUUGGAGGUGCAUUUGUAUGGGCUCUAGACCUGGAUGAUUUUUCUGGAUAUUUCUGUGGACAAGGCAAUUACCCUUUAGUCAACCACCUGAAGAAAUGGUUAAUCCUUGGAUAUUUUAUCCCACAUUGA